AUGGCGAAGGAACAUGUGGCUCUUCAGGUUUGGGAUCUUGGCGGACAAGACAGACUUAGGACAUCGUGGGCAACAUAUUACCGGGGAACUCAUGCGGUGAUUGUAGUGAUAGACAGCACAGAUAGAGCCAGGAUUGGUAUUAUGAAGGAUGAACUCUUCCGCCUACUCCCACACGACGAUCUUCAAAAUUCUGUCGUACUCGUCUUUGCAAACAAACAAGACCUCAAGGAUGCCAUGACUCCGGCCGAGAUAACCGAUGCCCUUUCCCUUCACAGUAUCAAGAACCAUGAUUGGCACAUUCAAGCCUGCUGUGCCCUCACAGGAGAUGGGCUGUAUGAUGGUUUGGGGUGGAUUGCGCAGCAUGUCACUGGGAAAGCACCAAGCUAG
This is a messenger RNA of Camellia sinensis, 387 nucleotides long. The record is from RefSeq and is a predicted model, not a curated record. NCBI's taxonomy places the organism in Eukaryota, Viridiplantae, Streptophyta, Magnoliopsida, Ericales, Theaceae.